CUCAAGUAGAAAAUCUAUUUAUUUCGAAAUCCAAAUAACUAUUACCAACACAACGAAAACUGGAACAAUGGGCGAUAAUUAUGAUAUUACCCGCCUUCCCAUCGAUGCCGUGAAAAGCGUCGCAAAGAUUGGCGCCUGGCCCAUACACUUUGGGAAAACCAUAGCCACGAAUGUCACCGACACUGCCUUUAAGGUGAUUGGAACCAACACCGAGGACAAGCCCUCAAAAACACCCCUGAAGGAUGAUAGUAUCUACGAAAUGGCGGAGUCCAAUCUCGACAUUGCCGCGAUCAUCUACUAUUACACAGAACUUCGAAGCGAAACGAGACGCCUCCUCAAGAAGUAUACAGUCGAAAAGGGAAUGACAUGGGAAGCCAGCAACCCAGAAGAACCGAGCCAACUAGUGAUUCUUCGCAACGCCGUGAAGCUGGUGGAGAAGCGUUCAAAGACGAUCCAAUCGCCUGAAACGACGGCCUCUGUGCACGUUCUGAAAGAUUACCAAGACAGUGUCAUGCAGCUCGAAGGGCUGCGCAAGAAAUUCAACCUCGAUGAGGGUGACUUGGAUAUCUUCAAAACGGUAAGUCCAUUCUUCUUGUUUCAACUACAGAGAAAACGUCACAGCGUACCAAUGUUCGAACCACAGUAGUGAAUCAGUUCUCUCUCUUACUAGGAAUCGUCUUCGUUCUAUUUCUUUCGUGAACUUUCUUUUUCUCAACAUCAUUCAGUACUUUGACAUUCUUAGCGAACCCAAGACCCUUUCAGACGUCAAAAGCGAUACAAUUCUUUUUGACAACUACAUCAGCCCGGCUUUCCGAGUUUCAUUCGGCGGAACGAAAUACAACCGAAGGAAAAUCGAAAACUUGAUCGGCGAUGACAAAGAAGCCUAUAUUCACGAAAUCGAUGACGACUUCAACGCUACUUCGCUUCGUCCUCUGGGAAUAAUUAAGGGGUUUACCUCCGAAAUCGUCUGGGCCAUCGUGGUCUGCGACAAGAAGAAAACAAUCACUGUUGUAUUUCGUGGAAGUGUUAACGCCAGCGAUUGGAUUAAGAAUCUUCAGUGUAACAUGACCAACUGCAAACUUCCCGGCUUUACUUCUGAGAACGCGAAGGGUGGCGACGUCUAUGGUCAGGUCCACGAGGGAUUCUACAAAUACCUCUUCGAGAAGACAAAGGUUGGUAUGAACGGUAGCAAUAAGAGCAAGGGAGAAGAAAUAAUGGGGAAACUCAAGGGAGAUUUUUUCAGCAAGCCUAGAUUCAGCGACUAUUCUUUGUACGUCACCGGUCAUUCGCUUGGAGGAGCUCUUAGCACGUAAGUUUAAUUCUCUCGGCUGUGUGCUUGAUGCUUUUCCUGUGUUUUUCUUCCAUCAUAUCGAAGCACAGCGAGCAAGUUCAUCCAUCUCAUUUUCAUGAAACCAGUUUGUUCGCAUUCCGCGCCGCCACCGAGAAAAAUUUCAAUGUACCGAUAACAAAUGUCUCGUUCGCCUCGCCGUUUGUCGGCAAUGAUGAGUUCCGUGAGAAGUUUGUGGACCUAGAACGCCUGAAGAAAAUUCGUCAUUUGCGAAUCUCCAACUAUCAGGACUUGGUCACGCUUAUUCCGGCUACGACCUUUCCACUCCCGAAUGGCAUCCAGACCUUCAAGCACACUGGAAUGAACAUUCGUUUGUACGAGGGACGCGAUUUGCUUGCUCCAAGCUACCGUCGAUUCUAUCCCAAGAUGGGGUCGAUUACCAACGGACUGAGAAACGCAAUGCAUGCUAACAUCCCACUCGGACUGUCGGUAUCCCCCAUCAGCAAUCACCUUUGUCCCGAAUACACAAAGCGUCUCACUAACGAGAAGACCAAAGAAGAACUCUCCAAGCUUUCUUUGGAUGAGCUCUACGGGGACAAGAGUAUCACAGGAUGGGAUUACAUCAAAAAUUGAUUUCAUUUCAUAGAAAAUUUGAUUUGAAAUCUUUUCGAUCAUUCGGAUUGAUUCGGUAAAUUGAGAUUAGAUUGCGCUGCAUUCCAUGAGCAUUUAUGUAGCUGGUGCUAUUGGAGUGCAAGGUUGCAAUGUGUUUUCCAAAAGCAAUAGACAAAUAGUUAAAAA
This is a messenger RNA of Pseudo-nitzschia multistriata, 2086 nucleotides long. NCBI's taxonomy places the organism in Eukaryota, Bacillariophyta, Bacillariophyceae, Bacillariales, Bacillariaceae. The record is from the annotation of a GenBank genome assembly.